Molecule: messenger RNA, 2805 nt
Organism: Microtus ochrogaster (prairie vole)
Lineage: Eukaryota; Metazoa; Chordata; Mammalia; Rodentia; Cricetidae
Gene: Poc1b
Product: POC1 centriolar protein B
Biological process (GO): cilium assembly
Cellular component (GO): ciliary basal body; centriole
Molecular function (GO): protein binding
Source: RefSeq, a predicted model, not a curated record
CGGGCGCCGCACGGUCCCCCCUCGUCCCCGUCCCUCCCUGGCUCCCGCAGGCCCCGGAGCUGCCCGCUCCCCGCAUGGCCUCCGUCCGGGAGGACCCGAUUCUGGAACGUUAUUUUAAAGGCCACAAAGCUGCGAUCACUUCCGUGGACUUCAGCCCCAACAGCAAACAACUUGCCACUGCCUCUUGGGACACCUUUCUUAUGCUGUGGAGUUUGAAGCCAAACACUAGAGCUUACAGAUAUGUGGGCCACAAGGACGUUGUGACCAGCGUGCAGUUUUCUCCACAAGGAAACUUAUUAGCCUCUGCUUCACGAGACAGAACUGUUAGGCUCUGGGUUCCUGAUAGGAGAGGGAAGUCCUCUGAAUUUAAGGGACACACAGCUCCAGUUCGCAGUGUGGACUUCUCGGCUGAUGGCCAGCUUCUGGUUACAGCUUCUGAAGACAAAUCGAUUAAAGUAUGGAACAUGUUCCGCCAGCGCUUCCUCUACUCCCUGUACCGGCACACACACUGGGUCCGCAGCGCCAAAUUCUCACCCGACGGGAGGUUAAUCGUGUCAUGUAGUGAGGAUAAAACGAUUAAAAUUUGGGAUACCGCCAGCAAGCAGUGUGUCAAUAACUUCUCGGAUUCUGUAGGGUUUGCAAAUUUUGUGGACUUUAACCCUAACGGUACAUGCAUAGCUUCAGCGGGUUCUGAUCAUACGGUGAAAAUCUGGGAUAUACGAGUGAACAAAUUACUCCAGCACUACCAAGUUCACAGCUGUGGUGUAAACUGUCUAUCAUUCCAUCCUUCGGGGAACAGCCUGGUCACGGCCUCUUCUGAUGGGACACUCAAGAUUCUGGAUCUCCUAGAGGGAAGGCUCAUAUACACACUUCAAGGACAUACGGGUCCUGUCUUUACUGUCGCAUUUUCACGGGAUGGAGAGCUGUUUACGUCAGGAGGUGCGGAUGCCCAGGUCUUGCUAUGGAGGGCCAACUUCAGUCAGUUGCACUGCAAAGAUCCUAAUAAAAGAAACCUCAAAAGAUUGCACUUCGAGUCCUCCCCACACCUUCUUGACAUCUACCCACGAUCCCCGCAUCUCCAUGAAGAGAAGAAGGAGAUUAUUGAAAUUAAUCCAAAACUUGAGGUGAUGGAUUUGCAGAGUUCCUCUCCCCCUGUCGUGGAUGUCCUUUCUCUCGAUUCUACCACAACAACAGAUUCUGCUAGCCGAGCUGUACCAGAGAAGGGUGAAGACAUUUGUGGGUAUUUCCUGAACCCUUCCUUAAUACCAGAACGCUCAUCAACCACUGUGAAAAAGAAAGCAGAAGACUUAAGUGACCUCCCCUUGGAGAGCCAAAGAAGCGUGCCGCUCGCUGUGACUGACGCUCUAGAACACAUCAUGGAACAGCUCAACGUCUUGACACAGACUGUUUCAAUUCUGGAGCAGCGACUGACUUUGACAGAAGAUAAGCUGACAGGCUGCCUUGAGAAUCAGCAAAAGCUUUUCAAUGUCAUCCAGCAGAGAACUUGACUGAGAAAGUGUGUGAACACAAGCCAAUAAAGGAAGACCUGUUCAAAUGCUCAGGCAGGUGUAGCCGAGGCAAUCCCCCCCUGCACUCAUUACCACAGCUUCUUCAGAGGGUGAGCAACAGAACAACAGGUUGAAGUCAUUUUUUAAGAACUAACUUAAACACAUAAAUCAGUGUCAAGGAUCAAUUUAAGCUCCUCCCAGUUAUAAUUGCUGUAAUGAAAUUAUAAGCAUUUAAAUCCCCUCCCCCAUAUUAUUUGAAAUGUCAGUUUUUAUCCAAAGUGCGAAUCCCCACCGGGAAAGUAACCAGACCUCUAGAUUUCAUUGUUAAAUCAUUUCGAUUGACCAUGUUCAGGCAGUCCCUGAAGGUAAUUCAUGUAUUUCUUAGAUGAACACACCCUUGAUGCGAAAUAAUUUACUUCAUUCCAGGUAGCAUCUCAGAAAAUACGUUAUUGAGCCAGCUCAUGUUUCAUUCAGGUCAGAAAAACUACCCCCUUAUUAUUAAUGCCCUGGAAAGAGGCUCCCGGAGAAUUUUCCACAGCGAGAAUAGGCUUGAUUAGCAACAGCAGCAGAACGAGAGUUCUCCUUGUUUGCCGGCAGCGAGAACCCACGCGGCCUGAGUUACAACUGCGGCCUGAGCAAACACACUGCGUCGUUCUGAGCUCUGUUGUUGAGAGUUCGCAGAGAUUAUGUUUGUAUGAUUUCAGUGUGCCCAAAAGCCAGAACGAUGAAAAUAUAUACUCAUGUAGAUACAAAUGAAUCACGUGUGUUAUCGCUUAGGGCGAUGCCAGCGGUUGAAUCGGCAUAUUUUUAUUUAGAAAAAAAAAUCUGCAUAUUCUGUUUUGUUUUAAUGAAUUGUGAUUUGAAAUGAAAGGGAGGCAGGCAGUCCAAACAACCUUGUUCACAAGUGAAGCAUAUUUAUCUUCAAAUGGAAAUCAAAGUCGAAAAGAGGCGAAUCCAAGGCAGCCAGCUUUGGGCCUGGAGAACAAAGGCCAGACGCCUCUGAGGGGGCCAAAGGCUAUCUAGGGCCUGCAAAUGAAGAGAAAAUGAAGGCCUGGCAGGGUGGGAGCUGAGAAUUCUCUCCACUAUGUACUCAUGAGCUGGGCUUAUCUUCUGUCUCGCUGCGUGUUGUAAAUGCCUUUUCUGUCCUGUGAGUGUGACUGUCUAGACAUUUUUACAAGCUCACAAAACUAAGAGGCCUGGACUUUUACACCUUCAUUGAGAAGACUACAUAAAGAAUGGAAUGUGACACCAACUUUUGUUUACUCUUUUUUAUGCUUCAAACAAUAAAGACAGUUCU